Messenger RNA from Prunus dulcis (almond), 1167 nucleotides. RefSeq names its product surfeit locus protein 2. The transcript is spliced from 5 exons. Lineage: Eukaryota; Viridiplantae; Streptophyta; Magnoliopsida; Rosales; Rosaceae. The record is from RefSeq and is a predicted model, not a curated record. The coding region runs from base 41 to 829 and encodes 262 amino acids.
CUCUCGCUCUCUGUGCGGCUCGCAGCUUGAGGAAAUAGUAAUGGCGACGAGUGAGGAGAAGGCGAAGGAGAAGGAAGGGAGCAACCUACUGGGCUCGCCGACCUUCAAGGAGCUCGAAAAUGGUCGAUUCCAGUGCGUUGAGACAGGCCAUGAAGUGGUGGCCAAAGACAAGGAAAUUUACUCUCAGAGCAAGCGGUGCCGUUUGGGUCUGGUCGACUUUGCCCUUUCCCAUAAGAAACCUCCUCUCAACAUGUUCAAGCAAGACCCUCUUUCUCGUUCAAAGUUGGUGUGUAAGCUUACCGGGGAUACUAUCAAUAAGUCAGAGGAACACAUUUGGAAGCAUAUCAAUGGCAAACGGUUCCUCAACAAGCUAGAAGAAAAGGAAGAACAGAAGCUAAAGCCGGAUGGGAUGGUAGAAAAGCUGGAUGAUCAGAACCCUGAAAUAGUACCUGAGCCGGACACAGAUGGUGUCAGAAAGAAAAAAAAGAAGAAGAAGACGAAGAAGAAGAAGAAGGAAAAUGGAGUUGAUGAGACUAUCUCUGACAUAAGGAAGUCUUCUGAUGAGGAAAGUGAUUUAGAAGAAACUGACUUUUGGAUGCCUCCAGUAGGAGAACGUUGGGACUUUGAUGAGGGAGGCGAUAGAUGGGGUUCCGGUUCAGAGUCAGAGAAUGAGGAUGACGAAGUUGAUGGAGCUGUUUCAGAUGGUGUAGUUGAAGAUGGUGAGGAGGAGUCAGAAGAGCUAUCCAUGCGGACAAAAAGAAUGUCCAUAGAAAUUGGACCAAGCAGCUUUGCUUCAAGGAAGAAGAAGAGUAAAAAGAGCACUACAUGAUCGGCCAAUCAUAUUAUCUUCAAUCUGCGAUAUUAGGGCAAGGCAAGAGAUUAAUUGUUUUGAGCAACUUGUCUAGGCAAGAGAUUAAUUGUUUUGAGCAACUUGUCUAGGCAAGAGAUUAAUUGUUUUGAGCAACUUGUUCUGAAUAGAGAGACGUGAAGAAAGAACUGCGAUUUUUCAAGCUCGUUUAGGUGCGAUUUUUCAAGCUCGUUUAGGUGCGAUUUUGGAAUAGGUCAAAAAUCUGUUUUAUGCUCGUGUGAAGGUUGUACUUUUACUCUUUAAGUUAAUAUAUCAAAACAUUAUUUCACUAACAAGCUGGUUUGAAUGUUGUAUUUUCA